AUGGUUGAAGGAAGUGAAAAUGUGGAGGUUCAUGAGAUUGUUAGUGAAGAUGGCAUUGAUGACCCGUAUGGUGAUCAAUGCAUGUCUCCCUUCAACACAGUCGGAGAUGAGGGUGGCUAUGAGGAGGAGAACAAUAAUCAAUUUAUGUCUCCUAUUAACACAAUAGAGACAUUAGACACUGUUGUUGGUAGUAAUGACGUGAGUAUUAUGAAAUGUGUUGAACCCCCUAAGGUUGGAAUGAUUUUUAAGAGUUGGCAAGAUGUCGAGUCAUAUUAUAAAGAAUAUGCCGAACAACAGGGAUUUGGAGUCUGUAGACCACAAGGUGUGUAUUCAAAAGGCGAGGUAAGAGAACGAAUUGCAACUACAUGGAAGUGUGAAUGUUGGGAUAGACCGGAUAUGAGAGCGACAAGGGAAGCGAAGAAAGGGGCAAAGUCUAUGGAUGUAUCUGGUUCAGGCGGUGUGGUUGGGGGUUUCAUGUGUGUGGAUGAUUUAAGCCAACGGAAGAGAAAGUCUAAAAAAUGCGAGUGUAUGGCAAAGGUAUAUGCUAGUCUUAAUCAUGAUGGGGAGUGGGAGAUUAAGAAAGUGCAUUUGGAACAUAAUCACAACCCGACACCACGUAAAUCAAAGCUAGUUAAAGAGUAUCGAAUGAGGGGCCUUACCUCAAGAACUAGGAGGAGGUUGCUUGACUAUUUUGAAGAAGGUGUGCCCAUUGCACAGAUUCAUGGUUGCUUUGCGGCUGAGGUGAAAGGGCUUGAUAACCUUGAAUUUACUGUGAAAGACUUGUCGCAUGUUGUAUAUAAGGAAAGGAGGCUCAAAAUGGCCGGGGGUGAUGCAGCAGCGUUGAUGAAUUAUUUUAAAAAAAUGCAAGAUGGCAACAACAAUUUCUAUCACUCUGAACGCUUAGACCCAGAGGGCCGUUUGAGAGAUGUUAUUUGGGUUGAUGGGCGUAGCCGUGCCGCAUAUGAAGAAUUUGGUGAUGUUGUCUGUUUUGAUGCCACGUAUCUAACAAAUGAGUAUGAAUUACCAUUUGUUAAUUUUGUGGGUGUAAACCACCACGGACAAACCAUAUUGUUAGGAUGCGCAUUGGUUUCCCGUGAGGAUUGUGACACAUUUAGAUGGAUAUUUGAGGAGUGGUUGAGAUGUAUGAAUAAUCGAGCUCCUGCUGCAAUUCUCACUGACCAGGCGGCCGCCAUGAGGAAGCCGUUAGAGGAGGUAAUGCCUUCUACGCGGCAUAGAUGGUGCAUUUGGCACAUUAUGAGAAAAAUUCCCGAUAAAUUGGGCAAAUGUGCAAGGUACAAAUAUUUCAAGGGUGUUUUGAAGGCUAUAGUCUAUGAAAGUCUGACCGUUGAUGAAUUUGAGACAAGGUGGGCAUCUUUAGUUGAUGACUUUAAUUUGGAAACAAAUGAUUGGCUAGCAAGCCUCUAUGUUGAGCGUCAUAUGUGGGUUCCGGCAUUCAUGAAAGAAUAUUUCUGGGAUGGGAUGAAGACAACUCAAGGGGUUGAGAGUAUUAACAGUUUCUUUGAUGGAUAUGUUAAUCGUAAAACCAAACUCUUUGAAUUUCCCCAGAAGUAUGCGAAGGCCAUGGAUAAGCGCGUGAGAGAUGAGACAGCUGCUGAUGCAAAUUGUGCAAAAUAUGUAAGGAGGAUAGUCACUGGAUUCACUGUGGAGAAGUAUUUUCAAAGUAAGUACACCGACAACAAGUUUCAAGAGGUGUUUACUCGAUUGAUGUACUGUAAUUGUAAAGUGAAUAAAAUGUUGGAUGAAAAUACAAUUGAGUAUGCGGUUGAAGAUCGUGUUUGGAUUGUACCCGAAGGAAAGAGUGAGGAGGUGUUAACUAAUCGGAGAAGGUAUUUGACAACAACUUUUAACAAGGUCACAAAAGAAGUUAUCUGGCAAUGCCAUAAAUUUGUAACACAUGGAAUCAUGUGCAACCAUAUGAUGCAGAUACUUGAACACAAUGUUGUGGUUGAAAUACCAGAGAUGUACAACAGGUUGAUGGAGGAUUUUGAACAACUAUGUGAUGCUGCAGCUAUGGUGAAUGACGAUGCUGUUGUUGACACUGUAAGUAAUGCUUUGAAACAAUUAAGGUCUGAAAUUGAAGAAUGCAGGUUAAGAAAGGCAGCGGAGAGUAUUUUCAUUUCAUUUCCAAGUGAAGGAGCACAUGGUUCUUGUGUCAUAUUUGGUAACUCGUCAAAUGCAUUUUCCUCGGGCCAGAAUGCAACUCAUCCAGAGGAAAAUGCAACUGAUGUAAAUUUGGAUAAUUCGGAUGUGUCUCCUCCUAGUGAUAUGAGAGUAAAAGAUCCGGUAUUAAAUAAAAAACCUCGGGUUGUUGGGAAGAAAAACAAGAAAACAUCAGUGAAGGUGCACGAUGGGAAACAAAGUAUUACUAAGGGAAAAGGUCUAAAAUUGCGAAAUUCUGGAAUCAAAGGUGUAACUAAAGGCAAAGUCAAUGGACAUACAAAAGCAAAACAGAUGGAUAAAACUUCAAAGGCCGUGCAAAAGUUGAAAUCUCUUAAUGAUUUGGUUCCCCUUGUACACCCUCCUACAAAGGUGAUGCAAAAAGGAAUACUUGAACAACCAAUCCCUCUUUUGUAA
Chenopodium quinoa (quinoa) is the source of this 2595-nucleotide messenger RNA. Its product is annotated as protein FAR1-RELATED SEQUENCE 6-like. The transcript has 6 exons. The record is from RefSeq and is a predicted model, not a curated record. Bases 1 to 2595 code for a protein of 864 amino acids. Lineage: Eukaryota; Viridiplantae; Streptophyta; Magnoliopsida; Caryophyllales; Amaranthaceae. Gene Ontology annotation, biological process: regulation of DNA-templated transcription.